Messenger RNA from Pecten maximus, 573 nucleotides. RefSeq lists its product as uncharacterized. Gene Ontology annotation, molecular function: calcium ion binding. The transcript is spliced from 7 exons. The coding region runs from base 56 to 484 and encodes 142 amino acids. Lineage: Eukaryota; Metazoa; Mollusca; Bivalvia; Pectinida; Pectinidae. The record is from RefSeq and is a predicted model, not a curated record.
GUUAAACAACUUUAGCGUAAGUCGGUUUGUGUAGACAACAUUCAGAGUAUUCAACAUGGACAUGAUCGGUGUGCUAGUCUUUCUGUUUGCAGUGGGUUCCUCCUAUGCGCAGGUCGGGAACUAUUCACAUACACAGAUCCUUGGAGCUAUGAAUAAAGUGUUUGAUGUAGUAGACGCUAAUAAGGAUGGUUUUGUGCAAGCGAGUGAACUGGAGGAAUCAUGGCUCCACAUUGAUAGUAACCACGAUGACCUGGUGAGUGAAGCGGAGUAUGAACAAAGAGGUGCCCAGCAUGCCUUUCGUGGUAUAGUGUUUCAGGAAAUGGACAACGAUGGCGAUGGUUACGUGGGCCGCAGUGCCAUAUUGGGGGAAUAUACCAUAAUGGAUACGAACAGCGACAACACCGUCAGUCGAAAUGAGUUCGACACAUUUUAUGCAGAGUUAAUUGAAAAAGCCGUACAUAAUUACGGACAUCUAUUAGGCUGACAGACGGCAAUACGUUGAUGAGACUAGCUGUCGGAUGCGUUCUAAUUUGAUGGCUGUUUCGUAAUUAAUAAAGAUAUAUAAUGCUUAAA